AUGUUUUCUCAACCUCAUUCCUCGAUGGAGUCCUCAUUUUCUCACCGGCGAUCCGUCCUUAUCCCAAACGACAGCUUGGGAAUCGAGAAUGGGACAGUUGGAGCCGUCAGAUUCGGACAAAACAACAGUUUCUUGGCGCCACAACCUCCUCAGAGGUUUCAGAAUCCAACCGGAGAUACAAACGAAUCAGACUCCGGCCCGAGUUUCUUGUUUGGCAACCGGAAUGCCCAGAAAAGAAAGAGUUUGGCUUUGCAAAGCCGAGCACAAGGUAAGUGUUUUGUUUUCAAUCUUUUUUUGUUUAGGUUUGUUGGUUCUUGAUGUAAAAUGGAGUAUUUUAGCUAACAAGAGUGUUCAUUGGAGUCCCAACUUGGUCCGUGCCCAGGAAACUCCGCAGGAAUCUGGUUUAGGGUCAGCUGCACCAUCACUUCACCGAAGGGCAACUGUGGCCGGCCCUCACUCCUGGAAUGCUCCACCCGCUUCCAUGGUGAAAGGGCCUCCGCUGCGGUCUAUGUUGAACACGGAACCACCGGCAAAGAUGCAACGAGUCGAUCAGAAAGCUGCUAUCAAGGAAGCCUUCCAAUUCGAGGGAACUUCGGAUGAUCCUGCGGAUUACUGGGUGACUGUCUUUGGGUUUGAUCCUGAACACAAAGAUAUGAUUCUGCCGUUGUUUUCGCGCCAUGGAACCAUUGCUAGCCAUAAGGUGAGUUAUUUGUUGUCAAUAAUGAGCUUAAAGUGUAGUGUAAAUUAUCUUGUUUAUUGUUGUAGAUUCCGCCUAAAGGUAAUUGGCUCCACAUCCGUUAUUCGUCGGUCCAGCAUGCACAACAAGCGUUGCAGAGAAAUGGCUUUGUUCUAGAUCAGAUUGUUAAAAUUGGAGUAGAAAGGUGCAAGGACAAGGUACGGUUGAUCUUUUUUCUGUUAUUUUUGCUUUUAGGAAGUGCUAUCGGAUGACACCAUGAAUCCAUACAAUACCAGUACUAAUAACAUCCCGGAUGUCUCUUUUGAAGGACCAGGAGGGAGUGAUACUCUCAAUUCCAGUAGAUUUUCGCUGAACCAAUCGAUGAACUCGGCGGCGAAGUAAGUGGUUUUUAAUUUGUAUGAUUCUCAGUGGGUUUUGAGGCAAUGUAGAUGCAGAUUGAGCUACCGGAAUAACUUAGAAUCAGAAAAAUUCCCGGGUUAGUCCUACGAGUUUACUUUUUCCAUUCUUCAAUUUUAGGUAUAAUUUGAUAAUUUUUAGCCGUUCUCGACUCUCUGCCAUCUCCCGAUCAGGUAUUCGUCGAGCUUAUGAUGCCGAUACGAGUGUAAGUUUUAAUAAUAAAUGUUAUCUAUACAGCAAGUAUAAUAUAACUUAUUUUUAUUAUUGUUUUUAUUUCAGCUAAACACGAGCAAAAAGGACGACUCGUUCUUAAACAAAUUGUGGAGUUUUGUCGCACCACAAUAA
Bursaphelenchus xylophilus (pine wood nematode) is the source of this 1438-nucleotide messenger RNA. The record is from the annotation of a GenBank genome assembly. Lineage: Eukaryota; Metazoa; Nematoda; Chromadorea; Rhabditida; Aphelenchoididae.